AUCACGUGACCAGCAGCAGCAGGCGUGACGUCACGUAGCAGGUCUGAUCAUCAUUGCAGAGGUGACCAUAUCUCUUACUGAAGACGUCAAGGACGACUGACCAGUAGCAUCCUGUGGGACUGAUUCCUGAGCCGUGGGUGAGUUCCUGUGGCCUGCAGCAUCAUGGGGGAGUUGUUCCGCAGUGAGGAGAUGACUCUGGCCCAGCUCUUCCUCCAGUCUGAAGCGGCCUACUGCUGCGUCAGUGAACUGGGAGAGCUGGGAAUGGUCCAGUUCAGAGAUCUCAACCCUGACGUGAACGUGUUUCAGAGGAAGUUUGUGAAUGAAGUGAGACGUUGUGAGGAGAUGGACAGGAAGCUCAGGUUUGUAGAGAAAGAAAUUAAGAAAGCCAACAUUCCAGCAAUGGACACUGGUGAGAAUCCCGAAGUCCCAUUCCCACGAGACAUGAUUGACCUUGAGGCAACCUUUGAGAAGCUGGAGAUUGAGCUCAAAGAGAUCAACACUAAUCAAGAGGCCCUGAAGAAGAACUUUCUAGAGCUGACAGAACUCAAGCAUAUCCUCAGACGUACUCAGCAGUUCUUUGAUGAGAUGGAGGAUCCGAACCUUUUGGAAGAAUCAUCAUCUCUGCUAGACCCCAGUGAGGCUGGUCGAGGUGCCCCACUGCGACUAGGGUUUGUGGCUGGGGUUAUAAACCGGGAGAGAAUCCCCACGUUUGAGAGGAUGCUGUGGAGAGUCUGCCGUGGAAAUGUCUUUUUACGUCAGACAGAGAUUGAGGACCCUCUUGAGGACCCCACAACCGGAGACCAGGUGCACAAAUCUGUGUUUAUCAUCUUCUUCCAAGGAGACCAGCUGAAGAACAGAGUGAAGAAGAUCUGUGAAGGGUUCCGUGCAUCUCUGUACCCGUGUCCUGAGACCCCUCAGGAGAGGAAGGAAAUGGCAGCGGGUGUCAACACCCGCAUUGAUGACCUCCAGAUGGUUCUAAAUCAAACCGAGGACCACCGGCAGAGGGUUUUGCAGGCCGCUGCGAAAACCAUACGUGUGUGGUUCAUCAAAGUGAGGAAGAUGAAGGCCAUUUAUCACACUCUGAACCUCUGUAACAUCGAUGUUACACAGAAGUGUUUGAUCGCUGAGGUCUGGUGUCCCGUUUCUGACCUCGACUCCAUUCAAUUUGCUCUGCGGAGGGGAACAGAACGGAGUGGCUCCACAGUUCCCUCCAUCUUGAACCGAAUGCAGACCAAACAGACUCCUCCUACUUUCAACAAGACCAACAAGUUCACCUCGGGAUUCCAGAACAUCGUGGAUGCUUACGGCAUCGGAACCUACAGAGAGAUCAACCCAGCACCAUACACAAUCAUUACGUUCCCAUUCCUGUUUGCCGUCAUGUUUGGGGACAUGGGUCAUGGCGUGCUGAUGACAUGUGCGGCACUUUAUCUGGUCAUCAGAGAGACCCGUCUGCUCGCCCAGAAGAGUGACAAUGAGAUGUUUAACAUGAUUUUUGCUGGACGUUAUAUCAUUCUUUUGAUGGGGAUAUUCUCAGUCUACACUGGAUUGAUCUACAAUGACUGCUUCUCCAAGUCCCUCAACAUGUUCGGCUCAAGCUGGAGCGUGCGGCCCAUGUUUUUCCCCAAGGGAAACUGGACGUUUGAGACUCUGGAUGGUAACUCCGUUCUUCAAUUAGACCCUGCUGUUCCUGGCGUGUUUGGUGGCCCUUAUCCUCUGGGCAUUGACCCCAUCUGGAAUGUUGCCACAAAUAAGCUGACGUUCCUGAACUCGUUUAAGAUGAAGAUGUCUGUAAUCCUGGGUGUCAUUCACAUGGUGUUUGGAGUCUCUCUGUCCCUCUUCAAUCACCUGUACUUCAAGAAGCCUUUGAACAUUUUCUUUGGUUUCAUUCCUGAGAUUGUGUUCAUGUGCAGUCUGUUUGGUUAUCUGAUCCUGCUCAUCUUCUACAAGUGGACGGCUUAUGAUGCAGUGACAUCUAAAGAUGCUCCCAGUCUACUGAUUGCUUUCAUCAAUAUGUGUCUUUUCAACUACAAUGAUCCUACCAACAAACCAUUGUACAGAGGACAGGUGGGGAUUCAGUGUCUGUUGGUGGUGAUAGCUCUGGCGUGUGUGCCGUUUAUGCUGGUGGUGAAGACUAUGGUCCUGCGCCGUCAGUACCUGUGGAAGAAGCACCUGUCCCAGAUGAGGGAGGCAAGACCUGCAGAGAAUCUAGAAACUUUAGAGCAGACAGGCACCAGCUCACCCACCGGACUCACCCAACAGGGCACGCAGAAGUUCGGUGGCAUCCGGGUCGGAAACGGGCCUACGGAAGACGAGGCAGAGAUCAUUGACCACGACCAGCUCUCGCAGCACUCAGAGGAAGGAGAUGAGCAUUCAGAGGAAGAACCGUUUAACUUUGGAGAUGUGGCAGUUAAUCAGGCCAUUCACACUAUAGAGUACUGUCUGGGCUGCAUCUCCAACACUGCCUCAUACCUGCGGCUCUGGGCCCUUAGUUUGGCUCAUGCUCAGUUAUCUGAGGUUCUAUGGGGAAUGGUGAUGCAUCUUGGACUGUCCUCGAGGAGUGGCGGUGGAUUCUUUGGCCUAUCGAUCAUUUUCUCUGCCUUUGCCACACUGACAGUGUGCAUCCUACUCAUCAUGGAGGGACUGUCUGCAUUUCUGCAUGCUUUGCGCUUACAUUGGGUGGAGUUCCAGAACAAAUUCUACACAGGACAGGGCUUCAAGUUUGUCCCGUUUUCCUUCGAGAGUAUCCUGGAGGGUCGAUUUGAUGAAUGAGCUACUACAGCUUUAUCAAAUAUCAUCAAUUCCCACUCCUGCAUGGAUCCUGUCUCACCCUGUCCUCUUCAGGAGCAGUGCUGUCUGGUGAUGUGUUUGUAAGAUGUGACCCCUAACCUAUGCACAUUGGGUGUUUUUGAGAUGUGCUGUGUUCUGUAAGACUUUCUGCCAGAUUUAUAAACCCCACUUCAUGUAAACAUUCCUUCAAAACAGUGGGUUAACUGUAAUAUAUGUUGCAAUGUUAAAAAUGUGUAAGGAGUGUAAAUCUAGAUUGAACAGUUUAAUUAUUUUAAAUAAUUACACAAACUGCACUCAAAAACUGGCUUUUCACACUGCUCUUGACCCUGGGUUAUCACCAUUCUAAACUUUGACCCCAGAUAAAGGUAUGUUUUACACUAAUUUAAAAGCGGGGUUAGCACCGGAUUGCGUUUGCAAACUUGAGCAAUGUGAAACAAUGCUGUAUUAG
This is a messenger RNA of Carassius carassius (crucian carp), 3235 nucleotides long. RefSeq names its product ATPase H+ transporting V0 subunit a1b (gene atp6v0a1b). The transcript has 22 exons. Gene Ontology annotation, cellular component: plasma membrane; vacuolar proton-transporting V-type ATPase, V0 domain; vacuolar proton-transporting V-type ATPase complex. Gene Ontology annotation, biological process: vacuolar acidification; proton transmembrane transport. Gene Ontology annotation, molecular function: proton-transporting ATPase activity, rotational mechanism; ATPase binding. The record is from RefSeq and is a predicted model, not a curated record. NCBI's taxonomy places the organism in Eukaryota, Metazoa, Chordata, Actinopteri, Cypriniformes, Cyprinidae. The coding region runs from base 163 to 2769 and encodes 868 amino acids.